GUGAAGAAUGAAUACACAAUCUAAGAUGAGUUCCUUCUGACAAAAAAGAAAAGAAAAGUUUAUCUAAGAUGAGUUCCUUAGCAGUAGGCAAUAAGCCUCAUGUUGUCUGCAUUCCUUUGCCAUUUCAGAGCCACAUAAAGGCAAUGCUUCAGUUAGCUCAACUCCUCCACCACAGAGGUUUUCAUAUAACCUUUGUCAACACAGAGUUCAACCACAGGCGCUUUCUUAAAUCUCUUGGACCCAACUCUCUUGAUCACUUUCCUGAUUUUCGGUUUGAAACUAUUCCAGAUGGCCUUCCUAGUUCAGAUGAAAAGGACUCCCAAGACACCACUUUGGUCUUUAAAUCUGUCAGAAAACAUUUCUUGGCUCCGUUCCGUAACCUCCUCAACAAACUGAAUGGAAAUAUAAAUCUUCCGGUGACUAGCAUUGUCUCAGAUGGCUUCCUGACGUUCAGCAUCACAGUUGCCGAAGAACUAGGAAUUCCUAUAGUGCAGUUCUUUACUUUGGCGGCAGUUGGAUUCAUGAACUUCAAAUUAUUUCCCACUUUGGUGGAAAAAGGAUUUGCACCCCUUAAAGAUGAGAGCUGUAUGACAAAUGAUUUUUUGGACACGGUAAUAGAUUGGGUUCCGGGACUUAGGGAUAUCCGUUUAAGGGAUCUCUCAGGCUCCUGGAGAACUACAAACCCCGAUGACUUCAAGUUUAACUUUGCCUUAGAAGCAGUGGAGGGAGCUCAUAAAGCUUCGGCAGUUAUUGUUCAUACUUUUGAGGCGUUGGAGCCAGAUGUUUUGGAAGCCCUAUCCAGUACUACAUCUAUGCUUCCACCUGUUUACGCCAUUGGCCCUCUCCAAUUACUUCUCAAUCAGAUACCGGAACACCCUUUGAAGUCUUUGGGAUACAGUUUACGGAAAGAAGAAACUAAGUGUCUCCAAUGGCUAAAUGGUAAGGCACCAAACUCAGUUGUUUAUGUGAACUUUGGGAGUAUAGUGGUCAUGACAUCUCAUCAUCUCAUUGAGUUUUCUUGGGGACUUGCAAAUAGCAAGCUUUCAUUCUUGUGGGUUAUUAGACCUGAUUUGGUUGCUGGUGAAUCUGCGAUUUUACCAACCGAGUUUGUGGCUGAAACAAAGGAAAGAGGUCUUAUAGCAAAUUGGUGCCCACAAGAGAAAGUCCUUAACCAUCCAUCAGUCGGUGCAUUUUUAACACAUAGCGGUUGGAAUUCAACUAUGGAGAGUAUUUCCGCAGGAGUGCCUAUGCUCUGUUGGCCAUUAGUUGCCGACCAGCGGAUCAACUGUCUCUAUACUUGCUAUGAGUGGGGUAUUGGCAUGGAGAUCAGUAAUCAUGUGAAGAGAGACGAAGUACAGAAACUCAUUAAAGAGUUAAUGGUAGGAGAGAAGGGUAAGGAAAUGAAAAAUAAGGUCAUGGAGUGGAAGAGACUUGCAAAAGAGGCCGCUGGUCCACUUGGUUCUUCGUCCAUAACCUUAAACAAAUUAGUGUAUCAAGUGCUACUAAGCAAAGGUUAGAAUGUUAGAUGUUAUUCAUAUGACGGCCCCUUAAUUAAGUUUUUGUGGAUGUUAUUGGUUGCCUUGGUAAGUAACUACAUGUAGUAUAGGCAUAUACUGCCUAGUGGCGCCCAUUGUCUCAACUCUCUUUAACCAUCUUUAAUUUCAUUUGUGUUGAAGGAAAAUCGACUUAGUGUGCCUUAUCAAACUAGGAAUAGCAA
Rosa rugosa (rugosa rose) is the source of this 1717-nucleotide messenger RNA. Its product is annotated as 7-deoxyloganetin glucosyltransferase-like. The record is from RefSeq and is a predicted model, not a curated record. Lineage: Eukaryota; Viridiplantae; Streptophyta; Magnoliopsida; Rosales; Rosaceae. The coding region runs from base 69 to 1517 and encodes 482 amino acids. Gene Ontology annotation, molecular function: UDP-glycosyltransferase activity. The transcript has 2 exons.